AGUGAAUCGGUGGCUGUUGAAAUGUGAGGAGGUUUUCACAUAUACGACGUCUGUUCAAGGUCCAUUUUAGACUAGGGCCGUUAAUUGAUUUUGGCACCGGAACACGCGGAACAAAUUUAUCACCAUUGGGACCAAAACAUACAAUAGAGCUGCUAUGGACAGAAGGAAUGAGUCCACCGCUAUCUUCUACGUCAGACCGUUCUGAUUUACAAAAGUCGGUCACCACGGAAGUAGUUCAAGGGAAGAGAUCUCGAAGUGAUACCAACAACGAACGAAGUGUAUCAUCGCCAACUUCUGGGUCAGAUAGUACUAACGAGCCCUCCCCGGAUCCUUUGUUGAAGAGAAUUCGAACCGAGCAACGCCUCCCCACUCAAAACAUCAGUACAGCAGAAGGGAGUCAUACUCUCAACGGUGUUUCAACUGAAGAAUACCAUACCACACCAUUACGCAUCCCUCCAUAUCACACCAGACCCCUCCCAGGAUCACCCGGCGCGAGCAACCCCACCCCUACCGGCCCCCGCCCACCAAGAGAUAGAGAGACUAUCAAUAGGCUAUCGCUCGAGCUUUCGAAGGUCCGCAGUCAGCUAACCACCUUGAAACAUUGUGAGAAACGGACAUUGGAAGACCUUAUUCGUCUUGGUGCUCCCCAACCGAAGAGUGAAGAAACAUCACCCUCCCAGCAUGAUAUGGAGGCGCGACUAAUACUGCUUGAAAUCGAGUUGCAGCAGGAGAGGACACAACGUCUCCGUGCUGAACGUAUGCUCAGUGAAGUAGAGAGGGAGUGCAGGGUUCCCUUUGUGGUGCCAGCGUUGUUUCAGGCAUUUUGCAGAAUAUCGGAGCUUGGGCACCAUGAACACUGAAAGACAAUUGCGCUGAUCAUUAUCCGAGUUCAGGUCCUAUGAUCUUCGAACAGCCAUCGAAAUCUUUCUAUGUCAUCUUCAAAUCAGACAUUCCUAGUGGGUGAUAAAGUGCAUACAGGUGUUCACCCUGGAUAUUACGAACUAUUUAGGUAUACUAUC
This is a messenger RNA of Suillus bovinus, 1019 nucleotides long. RefSeq lists its product as uncharacterized. The transcript has 5 exons. Lineage: Eukaryota; Fungi; Basidiomycota; Agaricomycetes; Boletales; Suillaceae. The record is from RefSeq and is a predicted model, not a curated record. The coding region runs from base 168 to 860 and encodes 230 amino acids.